Molecule: messenger RNA, 1257 nt
Organism: Aspergillus homomorphus CBS 101889
Lineage: Eukaryota; Fungi; Ascomycota; Eurotiomycetes; Eurotiales; Aspergillaceae
Exons: 5
Coding region: 219-1211 (330 amino acids)
Cellular component (GO): fungal-type vacuole membrane
Source: RefSeq, a predicted model, not a curated record
CGUGUCACUUGACUGGAAGUUGAGGUUGUAUCUAUCCUUGCUCAAUACCGGCAGACGCAGGCGCUGUGCGACUCCCCCAAGGAACAUCUUCUGUCCAGCCCACAUUCCUCGGGUUCGGGCUUUGCAACAAUCGAUUGAAAGGUGAAAGACCCGCAUGUGUCACACAGGCAUCAUCCAUCCCCCGCGCACCAACUAGACACGAACUACAACACAUCAGCAUGGCUAGUGACAGCAAGCCCCAUGUCGUUGAAAUGGGCACCGUGCCGUCCGCUGGCGCGACAAAGCCCAGUUUCGGCAGCCGCGUUGCGGCUCAUUUCAAGCGAUGGUGGUGGGUGCACCUCAUCAUUCUGAUCGUGGUGGUUCUGGUCGUGGUGCUGCCAGUAGUCUAUGUGGGAUACCCCAAUAUCGCGCAGCAUGACAUCGACAAGUCAACCUUGAGUAUCACUAGCAUGCAGAUUAGUGAUCCGUCGCCCAAUUCCUUCCACCUGAAAGAGACGCAGAUCCUCGGCUCUAGCAGCGCUUUCAAACCAAACAUCUAUUCGUUUGGUGCGGCUAUCAGCCUUCUCGGCAGUGCUCCUUUUAUCACGGUCCAGAUUCCGAACUUCAAGGCACAUGAUGGCGUGCAGGUUGAUGUCGAUCAAGGCGUUAAUAUCACCGACACGGCGGCUUUUGCUGAGUUCAGCAAGGCGGUCAUCCUGAACAAGGAGAUCCAGUUAAACGUCUACGGCAAGGCUGAUCUGAAAGAGGGCAGCCUGCCCACGACAAAGAUCACCUACAACAAGACCACGACGAUCAAGGGUCUCAACAAACUUGAGGGGUUCGAGCUAGUCGACCUUUCCAUCUCAACUUCAGUGAAGAGUGGCAACAAUGGCAAAGGGACAGUGUACAUCCCCAACCCUUCCCCUUUCACGAUCACCAUGGGCAAUGUCACCCUCGAUCUCUCCGUCAACGGUACUGCCAUCGGCAAGUCCUACCUCACCGAUCUCACUAUCCACCCAGGCAACAAUACCCUACCCAUGACUGCCAAUGUUAGCACCCUCACUGUGGCAGGCAUGCUUGGCAGUUAUCCCACUCUGAUGAUCCCCGUGGACAUUGUUGGCAACGCGAGCGUCUACAACGGCGAGGAACUACCGUACUUCACCGAAGCUCUGGCUGCCAACAAAUUGAGCGUGCAGCUGAACGUCACGAAGGCACUGGGAAACAUUCUUUAGACUGAGGCCAUUCUUUCCCAUGGCGGAGUGGAAUGAAAAGUUGGGU